AUGUUGCUCGGGGCAAAAUACUUCAAGACGGCGCGCACAUGUGGUGCUGCGCGCCAAAGCGGCGGCCGCAGCACCGCAGCCGCAGCAGGCGAGGUGAUGCUGGGCGACCUGGUGCGCCAGGGGUUCAGUGUGACGGACGACCACGAGGAGGCGGACGCCGUCAUCGUCAACACCUGUGCCUUUGUGGAGGACGCCAAGGCAGAGAGCAUCGAGGCCAUCAUAGAGGCCGCAUCACUCAAUGAGGACGGCAAGAGGCGACGCGUGGUGGUGACAGGCUGCUUGGCGCAGCGCUACUCAGACAGCCUUGCCGCGGACCUGCCAGAGGCAGACCUGGUUGUGGGGUUCCAGAACUAUGCCCAGCUGGGGACUAGCAUACGUGGUAGCCUCGGCCUCGAGCAUCAGCAGCAGCAGCAGCAGGCACUCCCCGGCAGCACGGUGGCGCUGCCGUCUCCGCCACCUAUUGAUGACCCUUCCUCUGAGCCUGCACUGGUGCCAUCGGCGCCGUCCAGCGCCCGCGUGCAAGUCGGCGACUCCACCGUGGCCUUCCGCCCAGAGUGGGACCGCGUGCGGCUCACACCUCGCCACAGUGCCUACCUGCGCGUUGCGGAGGGCUGCAACCAUGCCUGCACGUUCUGCUCGAUCCCUGGGUUUAGGGGCAAGUUCAGGUCCAAGCCCUGGGCCCCGCUCUUGGAGGAGGCAGAGCGGCUUGUGGCUGGGGGUGCAGUCGAGCUCAACCUGAUUGCAGAGGACACUAACCAGUGGGGCCAGGACCGCCGUGAUGGGCGCAACCUCGCCACCCUGCUGCGCGAGCUGUCGGUGAUUCCCGGGCUGCGCUUCAUUCGACUCCUCUACUGCUACCCAUCCUACUUCACGGAUGAGCUCAUAGAGGAGAUAGCCAGCAACGAAAAGGUGGCCAAGUACAUUGAUAUGCCGCUGCAGCACAUAGACAACCUGGUGCUGCUGGCAAUGAACAGACCGCCGCGGGAGCACACUGUAGCACUUCUUACAAAGCUCAGGGAGCGCAUCCCAGGCCUUGUGCUGCGCACAACAUUCAUCUCAGGCUUCCCUGGCGAGACGCAAGCGCAGCACAACGAGCUUGUGUCAUUUGUCAAGUCGUUCAAGUUUGAGCGCAUGGGCUGCUUCACCUACUCCGAGGAGGAUGGCACUCCUGCGGCUGAGAUGCCGGAGCAGGUAUCCCCAGCUGUGCGGCAGCGGCGGCGCGACGAGCUCGUAUCCCUCCAGCAGCGCAUCAGCGAGGGCUUUGCACAGUCUCUGGUUGGACGCACCCUGGAGGUACUGGUGGACGCCCUGGGAGAGGACGGCGGCUUCAUUGGUCGCACGGAAUGGGACGCGCCAGACGUGGACCCCAUCGUGUUCCUCGCUGAGGCAGAGGACCCUGCGGUGCCCCGGUUGGAGUUGGGCCAGGUGCGGCGCUGCCGCGUCGACGGCGCCAGCAUCUUUGACCUUGACGCUACUGUGGUCGCAUAG
This is a messenger RNA of Monoraphidium neglectum, 1488 nucleotides long. RefSeq names its product MiaB-like tRNA modifying enzyme YliG. The transcript is spliced from 7 exons. Gene Ontology annotation, biological process: tRNA modification. The record is from RefSeq and is a predicted model, not a curated record. Lineage: Eukaryota; Viridiplantae; Chlorophyta; Chlorophyceae; Sphaeropleales; Selenastraceae. Bases 1 to 1488 code for a protein of 495 amino acids. Gene Ontology annotation, cellular component: cytosol; cytoplasm. Gene Ontology annotation, molecular function: 4 iron, 4 sulfur cluster binding; aspartic acid methylthiotransferase activity.